GAGAGGUUCCACAACGAUCUGUUCUUCCGGAGAGACGGCUGCCUGCCCCAGACGGCCGAUCUCCGGGAAGAAUUACCUCAUCGCCCCGAUCCAGUCGACCGCCCGUGGCGGCCAAGCACACGAGAACUCCAACCUUGUUCUCCUCCGCAUUGAAACGUAAACCGAGUCCGAAUUUCACAUCGCCUCGUAAAGGUUUUGCCGAAGGGUUGGCUUGGCGCGUGGAAACGACAUCCGAACGAACAACCGAGGAGACUGGCCGUUUGCGAAGCGAUGACGAGGACGCGGCGUCCGCCCCGGCGGCCGAACCGGGACAUGCGGUCCGCUCAGGGGCCGGAGGAAGCGUCGGGGGUUUUUCAGCCCCCGAGCUCCGAGGCUCAAGGGGGCGGGUACCGUCUGAUUGCGGCCCAGCAACCGAGCACAACGGCAGGCCCCGGCCCAAUUCGAUACCCCCCGCUGCCCGCCGCACCGCCGCCCCCAAGCAGCCACAACAUGCCCUCGGCGUCUGCGCAUACACAAUUCGAACCCCCGGCGGUUGAUGAAGGGGAUGGAAGCGCCAAUGCGGCAGGGCAAGAGCUGAUUGGCGACGAAACGGCCACGCUGGCGGAAUACCCCUAUUCGAUAUACAACCACGGCACGUGGACGGCCGAGGACGACAAGACGUUGAUCCAGGCGCGCUCGCGCGGGCAGAACUGGGCCGACCUCCAACGAACGCAUUUCCCGACGAAGACGGCGAACGCAUGCCGAAAACGGUACGAGCGGCUGGUCGAGCGGCGGGGAAUACACGACUAUAGCGGGCGGAGGCUGGAGAUGGUGGCCAGCGAGUACAUGACCAUGCGGAAAGACGUCUGGUCUGGAUUGGCGGAUCGAGUGGGGAUGAAGUGGGAGGUCGUAGAAGCUCUGUGCAUGGGAGCGGGGCUAAGGACAAUUCAGUCCAACGCUCGAUCGUACACCAACCGCGCGAGGCGAGAUAGCAGGAUCUCACAAAAGACGCGCGAGGCGCAGGCGGACGUUCUGAGCACCGGCUCGGUGGGACUUCCGCUUCCGCUACUUCCGGUCGGCAGCGAAUUCGGGACCGCCUUUACCAACCAUGGCGUUGAACCGGAUCGAAGUUCGACGGCGGCGGACCGAAGCAUGCCGCCGCCCCCAUUUUUCCCAUCGAGCGGGCCGACCCCGAGUACCCGCUUACCCCCGAUGGCACUGGCGCCACAAGUGCCCUUCCGCGGAUAUCCUGACGGGAACGCAAGGUUGAUGUCUGGCCCACCCAACACUGGCGCCCCAGCCCCGGAGCCUCCGCCGGGCAGCGGGCCUCCGAUCUGGUAGGGUAUUAGCGUUAGGGAUU
Chaetomium fimeti is the source of this 1339-nucleotide messenger RNA. RefSeq lists its product as uncharacterized. The transcript is spliced from 2 exons. The record is from RefSeq and is a predicted model, not a curated record. NCBI's taxonomy places the organism in Eukaryota, Fungi, Ascomycota, Sordariomycetes, Sordariales, Chaetomiaceae. The coding region runs from base 271 to 1320 and encodes 349 amino acids.